AUGGCCGAUCGCGCCGAAGUGCCUCUCCAGGAUGCCACCAUGCAGGACCAGGUCGCAGACCUGUCCAAACUCCCUCCGACCCGUAAGCAGAAUAUCGCCUGCGAUGCUUGCAGGCAGCGCAAGGUGAAGUGUCACCAGGUGCCCGGCCAAACCAAGCACUGUUUAGCGAAGAACUACCCCUGCACACAUCAUGCCCAACAAGCAACUACGGAAAGGAAACGCAUGACGUCCUCCAGCAAGCGUCCUCGAGCCACUACUAGUAACGGGAGACAGGCCUCUGGCAGUGGUGGCGAGGGUUCUUCCAAGGACGGCCAGAACAUUGAACUCAAGUUCCCCACCACACAGCCGUCCCAGUCUAACGCGACGUAUGCAGCGCAAGUUACAGAAGGUUCACCGCAACCGCAAUCUGCGCUUCGGUAUGAACCGCCACGCACUUUUAGCCCUCCACUUCGCCGCGAUUCGCCUUUUGGAGAGAUUCUGGCGUAUCUCUUUGCCCCUCCAGAAGAUGGGAAAGUUGAUCGCUCAACAAUAUCUGCCAACAGCCCGCAGUACCCAUGGCGUUUUUGGGGAGAACUUGCUCACAAUCUCGAAGAGGAAAGCUAUCGAUUCGAAUUCGCACUUGAUCUAGUCGAAGUCUUCUUUCAGAUUGUACACGCGCGGCUCCCUUUUCUCAACCCAACACAGUUCCGCGAGCGCCUACAAUCGCAGAUGCCAACCGCCUCAACUACGCCGAACACCGCCUUCACGGGGGCUCAGUCAACAGCGCCACCAGGGCAGUCGCAGUUUGGCGCCUCGUCCUAUGCUUCGACUUCCACGGCACCGUUUCCGCCGUCUUCGGCCUACCACGGCGCGUCAGGGCAAUACGCAGGUGCCACACCCGCAGCAGCUUUCCACGCCGCCACGUAUAGUAAAGCGACGACUCAUCCUCUAGAGUCGCAUCCUGCCCUGAUCGCCGUCGUCAUUGCAUGGGGCGCAAAGUUCAGUGAACACCCGCUGCUGGUCGCAGACAGGAACGCCUCGGGUCCUAGUAAGCAGAGCGGACUUGCCCGCACUCUCAUCAACCGAGCAAGAGAGAUCUCCGAGGGAUUCAAGGUGCAUCGAAUACCCAAAGUCGAACAUGUGGUUAUCACCCUCAUGACCGAAUCCCUUCAAAGUCAAAAGCUUGAAGGAGACGGCUGGCGCGGAUUCUGGUUGGCUUCGGCUAUCCGGCAUCUGUUUUCACUCAAGAUUAACCAUAAGUCUGUACUCCUGAGCAUUCCAGAUCGGGAGGAGCGUGGGAUGCUCGUAUUCGCAUGGUGGUUCGCGUGCCUAUGCGAUUCUUAUGCGUCUACAUAUCACCGGCGCAUGCCGAUCAUCAAGGAUGACGACUACGACGUCGAUUUUUAUACCGCUGAGCCCCUCUCUGACGAUGCUACCCGCGCCAAUCAAGGGCCUCGAGAGCAUCUGGAGAUACUGGGAUACUACAGUGCUGCGCACGCACUUGCCCGUGUGGCGAGGAAAAUGUCUCAGCACCUGUGGACGCCGGCAGCAGAAGCCCAAGGCAUCUCUAUCGACGUACUUGCGGACAUAAUCGGCCAACUCCAAAACUGGCGUACCUCUUACCUCUCGCAAGUCGGCGUUCCAACAAACUUCGCGCCCGAGUGGGACUUCGUUUCGGCCGUCUCUGCCUGCGCCUCCGACUCCACGUUCCACGUAAUGUGGGUUAUACUGUUCAACGCCGUGGACGAUUUCGGCGUGCGCGAACUCAUCAUGCACCAUCGUAUGGGGUCCCCUCAAGAUCAGGCGUCGUAUCAAAUGCAGCUGAGGGCAGAAGAGGUUAUGCGGACGAUCCUCGACGAGGGACUGCACGGCGCCCUCCGCAUCGCUGGUUUGGCCGGCGUACUAACCAAGAACGGCUACCUUCGCCUUGACCCGGCAAUUAUGCACAUAUCGUGCAUCAACGCCGGUUCGCUCCUCGCGCGCUUCGGGCGUAUCGAGGUUGAAAACUGCGUGGCUGGAUUAGAUCAGUACGCGUACUCGUAUUGCGAAGCCGGAGAACAGGCGCGGGAUCUUGAACGCACGUAUGCGUGUGCUUCGCGAGGCGACGACCAGUUCAAGCAUAUGGCCGGCUGCAUCGCCCACUAUCACCAACAGCCUCAGCGCCCAUCGGCCGACCCACUCAGUCCACCCGGGACCAUUCUGCACGGCGUCAGCCCGAACGGCUCUCAAUCAGUGACAUCGUCGCCUUUGCAACCCAUCCACACCCAGAUGCACCAGCAUCCACACGCCGUCGGCGUGCCUCAGUCGCCGCACGAUUUGCACCCUCAUAACCAUCGGCAGAUGCAUCCGCAGGAGAUGCACAGUCCGACAACGCCGGUUACGCCUCAUCCGCUCGCUCUGAACACGCACGCGAUGCACGUCGCGGCGCACGAGCUGCAGUCGCCUAUCGACAACCCGGGCAUGUACGGCACGCCCUACUGA
Molecule: messenger RNA, 2460 nt
Organism: Peniophora sp. CBMAI 1063
Lineage: Eukaryota; Fungi; Basidiomycota; Agaricomycetes; Russulales; Peniophoraceae
Source: the annotation of a GenBank genome assembly